Linum tenue is the source of this 2236-nucleotide messenger RNA. NCBI's taxonomy places the organism in Eukaryota, Viridiplantae, Streptophyta, Magnoliopsida, Malpighiales, Linaceae. The record is from the annotation of a GenBank genome assembly.
AUUUCCUCUGUAGACAGAGAGCAACAAACCAAAAAAAAAAAAAAAAUGUCCGCCCAUCUUCUUCCUCCCCGCUCCCGACCGUACCUCCAUCCAUCUAUUCGUGUCAAUUAAUAUUCUUCCUCCAAUCCCCUACCUGCGGCUUUUAGGAUUCCAUCCCCUCCCUUCCGCCGCCGCACUCUGCAUCCAGUUUCAGUGCAGGAACUUCUGGUGUGGAACCUGUGGUUAUGUCUUCAUCGUUCCCAAUUCUUCAUAAUUCAACCGCAGACAUGUACCCCAAAUUACCGGAUACUUUCCAGAUUCCUUCUGAGAGGGAGAUGGUGAGAAACCCUAUGCAUCAACACACACCUCCAAUGGGUUAUAGUACUGGGACAGUCGAGCACUUGUUCUCAUCCUCUUCCAGAUUCGCUGAAGAGAUGCAUGUUUCUUCACCCCAGGGAAAGCAUUCUUGGAAUUUGCCAUUGGUUUCUCAAUCCCCCAUUGGAAGAACAAGUUUUCCUCCAUUGCUGGCUCCCCAUAUGGAAGCACAAUCCUCAACAUUGGGUAGUAGUCACUCUGAAGAGAGUAUGAUUGGUUGUUUUCCCAUUGAUCCGCUUCUUCUCGAUUUCCCGGAGGAUGUGUAUAUUCCAAAUGUUUUUCAUGAUGAGCGUGGAUGUGUGGUUGCGUCUGAAGACCUCACCACGAGAACGACGGAUUUGCUGUUGGAUUAUCAGUUGAUGGCGGCUGAUGAUGAUCUCAUUACGGACUGGAAUGAAAUCAGUACUGGAGUUACUGGCAUUGAGACCAACCAAAAGGCGCCACAACAAUUGUCUAGUAUGCCAACUAUCUUAGCAGAGCAACCUCAGUUUAAUCAGCAUCUUCAACAAUCAUCUAGUAACUCGGUGCCAACUAUCUCACUAGAGCAAGCUCAGUUUAAUCAGCAUCUUCAACAAUCAUCUAGUGACUCGGUGCCAACUAUCUUGGUUGAGCAACCUCAAUUUAAGCAGCAGCUUCAACAAUCAUCCAGUAACUCGGUGCCAACUAUCUCAGUAGAGCAACCUCAAUUUAAUCAGAAGCUUCAACAAUCAUCUAGUAAGCUGGUGCCAGCUCUAUCAGUAGGGCAACCACAAGUGAAUCAGCAGCAAGCUGCUGUUAGUGGAGAAGUAAAAUCUGCUGCCACCCCACUGUCCUCUGCACCAGCAUCAAGCAAAACCAGGAUGAGAUGGACACCAGAGCUUCAUGAGGCUUUUGUGGAUGCAGUCAAUCAGCUUGGUGGCAGCGAACGAGCUACCCCAAAGAUUGUCUUGAAGCUAAUGAAUGUUGAAGGAUUGAAUAUUUAUCAUGUCAAAAGCCACUUGCAGAAGUACAGAACAGCAAGAUACAAACCAGAGCCAACUACUGAAGACUCGGAGAAAAAGUUGAGUUCCCUUGACGUAAAGAGAUCUAUGGACUUGAAUACAGCCACAGAGAUAACUGAAGCUUUAAGACUACAGUUGGAAGUUCAGAAGCAAUUACAUGAACAACUCGAGACUCAGCGUAAAUUACAGGUGAGAAUCGAAGAACAGGGAAGGAAUCUGCUGAUGAUGUUUGAGAAACAAAAGAUGGGGGAGGACAAAACCAAGCUUCCUUCCCACUCCUUAGUCAAUGAUACACAGUCGCAUGCACAUGCACUUCAGCCUCGUGAAGACGAUAAAUUAGAAGCAGCAGAUGGUGAAGAAAGCUUCCAUGACCCGAUCACAAAGCGAACAUCACCAGGGGCUGGAAACCCAAAGAACACCCUCGACCAAACUGAAGAGGAAGAGUCCAGUCCAGUGCAGGCGAAACGAAAAAGGACGGUCUAAACAUCAUCAGCGGCUGCAUCAGUGUAGUCUCAUUCCAUUUAUCUUAUUAUUACUUGGGUAAGUUGAUUAGGGUACGAUGUUGCAGCGGGGUUUUGGGGAUGAGAUUUUUGUUAUUUUCAGUGAAUGGUUUGGCAGUUGCCGCGGUGAUGGCAAAGCAACGUCAAUGGCUCCCUUUCGCUGUUUUUAUGUCGGAAGUUGGUCUAGUUUCAUCAUAUGUGACAUUGCUGUACAUAUUUUGUGACAACUAGAAAGUUGAAAAUAAUUCAAUGGAAGAGGUCGGAUAGAGACGGAUUUGAGGCUACCGUAGUUUGGUGUUGCCAGUUGCCACACUACAUGGCAGUUAUUGCAUAUUAGUGCCUUUGGGGUAUAUGCUUGUUGUUGGUGUAAGAGUAAGAGUUUCGUUCGGUUCUAAUAGAGAU